This is a messenger RNA of Asparagus officinalis (garden asparagus), 1810 nucleotides long. RefSeq lists its product as uncharacterized. NCBI's taxonomy places the organism in Eukaryota, Viridiplantae, Streptophyta, Magnoliopsida, Asparagales, Asparagaceae. The transcript is spliced from 10 exons. The record is from RefSeq and is a predicted model, not a curated record. Bases 1 to 1401 code for a protein of 466 amino acids.
AUGCGGGCACAGGCUAACAACCGGCAAAAGAAGAGGAAGCCGAGGAAAAACCGACUGCAAUAUAUUAUGAGGAAACCUAAGCUUAAUCAUAUGAAUGUGAACGUGCAAGUGUUUGCAACUCCUAUUGAUGUCAUACUAUGGCCAUGUUCAGAGGAAGUUCUUUAUGAAGAAAAUGAUAUGGACUGCGAGUUCGAGAUGAGAGGCGUGGUCCCGGAAUCGGAGAAGAUAACAGUGAAGAGGAUGAGGAAGGAGAAGGAGAGGGAGAAAGAGAAGAGGGUUAAAAUUGGGUUUUUAGGUGAAAUGUUGGCUAAUCAUGAGCUGGAGGGGCUGAGCUCGAAGCCUCGAUUGGUCCUCCUCGUCGCCGCCUCCGCCGCCUCCUUCGACGAGGUCGACGCCACGGGGAAAUCGAGGCGUCGGUCCUCGAAGAAGUCCCUGCUUUCUAAUUUGAUACAAGAGAUAGAGCCUUUGGAUUUGAAUCUUAUACAAAAGGAUGUUCCCGCUGAUACCGUGGAUGCAAUGAAGAGGACAAUCUCAGGAAUGCUGGGUCUUCUACCUUCGGACCAGUUCCACGUUUUGGUGGAAGCUUUUUGGGAUCCUCUUUUUAAGUUGCUGGUGUCUUCAAUGAUGACUGGAUAUACUUUACGAAAUGCAGAAUAUAGACUAUGUCUUGAGAGGAAUCUAGAUGUACAUGAAGAUAGUUCCAAAAAGCAAAAUGCAGAGACUGUUGAAGAUGCUAGUCAUGAAAUAACAGUUGAUAGAACUCCGACGGUGUUUCCAUUUUCUGAAGCAGACAGGCUGUUAACCACCUCUGGAAACAGUGAGGAAGCAUCAGCCUUUAAAAAUAUUGAUAUUGAGAAUCUUGGUGAAAUAAGUCCUGAAGCUCAAAAAUAUAUUCUUUACCUGGAAUCUCGUAUUUCUUCUUCACAAAAGGAACUUGAUGAUCUAAGAAGGAAAAAUUCUGCCCUUCAGAUGCAACAACUUGUAGGAGAAGAGAAGAACGAGUUACUCGAUUACCUAAGAUCUUUAAAACCAGAAAAGGUGGCUGAGCUCUCAGAACCGACCUGUUCUAGUGUGCAAGAAACGAUCGACUCUGUAGCACACGGUCUCCUUGCAACUCUUUCUCCAAAGAUGCACACAAAAACUCCUUCUCCACCUGAGAACGCCCCUAGUGGUACCCUAAAUGUGGGGAAUGAUGAUUGUGCAGAGCUUGUGGAGAACACUUCUCUUCAAUUCCAGCCCAUGAUUUCCCUCUCACGAGAUUAUUUAGCCCGCCUUUUAUUCUGGUGUAUGCUACUCGGUCAUUACAUCAGAGGACUAGAGUAUCGGCUGGAGCUGAUGCAGCUAUUAACCAUCUCUGGAGAUACAGAAACUACUACUCACAAUGGCGAUUCUGCUGCGUGAGACCAACUUGACGUUUAUAUUCGAAUUUGCUCUUGGAAGGUCUCUUCAGCUACGUGCAUCCUCCUGGAUGAAGUUCUAAAAAAAUCGGCCUCAGGAUGGAGAGGACUGCUUUUGUUCCAAAUUGAGCUACUGCUGCUUGUGCUUCCAGUCUUAGAUACAUGCAGAGCCAUCGUCAGGUUUUUUAGUGUUGUACGAGAUAGCAAUGUGUAUUGACGUAAUUUGUUUAUGGAGAUUUCCCAAAUAAUAGCGUGAGCAAAAUCAGUUGGACUGUAUUAUGUAAAUCCAAUUAUAUUUAUAUAAGAAACAGCAUAAACUGAAGUUUGUACUGCCAAAAGGUGAGGUAAAGCGAAACUCAUGAUCAGUUGAUACUUCUGAUCAAAUCAAAGGAAAAUUGUGGAGAACUAUGUCA